AUGGAAGUUGGUUCAAAGUUCAGCUUUCUCCGUUCCGCUAAUUCGGUGCUUGACCUCUAUACCGCGCUAGGUGGAUGGAUGCAAGUGGUCGUCGAGAAGAUGAUCAUCGAAAUUUUAGUAAUCAGCGUCGACCUCGACCCGAUUUUUGACCAAUCCGCGGCACCAUCUCCGUACAUGAGGAUAUCACCCAGGCUAAGUGUAGAGCAUUGGUUAAGAAACACAUGGGAGGGUACCAGUCGGAAUUCUCUGGUGAUUGACUCGGUUAAGCUUGCUACGGAGCUUUUGGCUCCCAAAGGAACUUUUGUCACCAUGCUCUUUGAGAAGGUUGAAGUGGAUAAACCACAAGCUAGUCGUUCAGCAUCAGUAGAAAUUUAUAUUGUGGGUUUCAAGUAUAAGGCACCUACUAAAAUUGAUCCACGAAUUGUUGAUGUAAAGUGCCUCUUCCAAGGAGGUAUGAAGAUGGAGACACAACAUUGUGGAAGGUCAGCUCUGCAGCAGAAUUUGGGGAAGAAAGAACUUGUGGAUGUUGAUAAUGAUGAAUAUGAUGACACUGAUGAAGAACACCAGUGGUAUGGUAAGCAACUGCAGGAGUUACUUGAUGAAGCCUACGAAAGAUUUGUAGCUAAACAGGAAGGAAGUACGAAGCAGAGAAAAUGUACAAAACAAGCCCAUUCCGAGGGCGAUAAACUCUUAGAGGCUGAUGAUGAUAAUAAUAUGUUUCAUUCUGAUCGAGACUCCGAUAAUGAUGGAGAUCAUCAGGUGAAUCCGCUUGUUGUACCACUAUUAGAGAAUGCACAGAGUCAGGAGGAGAUUGCAACAGAAUGGUUCAGUCAAGAUGUCUUUAUGGAUGUCGAUGAAAGAGAAGACUUGGAGAAUGAUGAUAGCGAAGAAGAAAUGUAG
Molecule: messenger RNA, 900 nt
Organism: Fraxinus pennsylvanica
Lineage: Eukaryota; Viridiplantae; Streptophyta; Magnoliopsida; Lamiales; Oleaceae
Source: the annotation of a GenBank genome assembly